UUAUUAUUUUUUAUUUUUUAAUAUUACAUAUCAAAAAAGGAAAGAAAAAAAAACGAAUUGACCCGGUCCGAUUUAAUCAGGUCAGUUGGUGACUCUUCCGCACACCACCGAGCCGGGGUCUUAGUCCUACACCUGUGAAAAUAAAUAGCGCAAAAAGUUCUUAAAUCGGAGAUUUGCCAUUUCGAUGUAUUUGUAUUUUGUAGUCACCUCCUCUAAUUUUCCUUAAAAUUAAAAGAGAGAAAAGAAAACUUAAAUUCUUCUUCUUCUUCACGACGUCUCCUCCUGUGCAGCUCAGUGUCCCCGCUGCGUCUCUCCGAUUCACGCUGCUGGCUUUGUCCUGAGUUUCUUUUAUUGGUUUACUUCAGCUCAAUUUGAUUAAUUUUCUUUUUGGUCUGAUUUUAUAAAAGAUGAAAAUACAUUGCAUGGAAGUAAGUAAUUAAUUAUAUGGACGACUAAAAUUCAAAGAUGCAGUCAACUUUUAUUGGUGGUUUGUUCGAAUUAAAAAGCAUCAAACCAAUUCGGUUCGAUUGAUUCAAACCUUAUAAAUUAGGGUUUUUUCAUUAUUCAACCCACGUCCUUGCCGUCCAGUGUGCCAGGCCGGUGCUCACACGAACUCGAAAAGAAGAAAAGUUAAGAAGAAGCCAACCUGAGUAGCCCCUUUCCUGGGAUCUGAAGUUUAGGUUGGAAUAAAAUGAAUGAGACUAUGAGACAAUUUCAACAAAGCUUAAUAGAGCUAGAAGCUGAAGCUGAACGUCUCCUCCUAGCCCGCAAUGAAUUGGUUGAAAACGAUAGAGUGAGGAAUGGGAAUAGAGAAGCAUUGACUGCUUUGAGGAGGCGAGCGAGGACGACAAAGUCUAGUGUUCCAUCGUCUUUUGAGUCAAUAAUGAAGGAGGUGGGGGGUGCUGAAUCAAGGCCGCUAGUGAAGGAGAUUUGCACUACCUGUGGAAAUCAUGAUUCUAAUGAGCGCACUUGGAUGAUGUUCCCAGGAACUGAUGUGUUCGCCAGGGUACCGUUUCAUGCUGCCCAUACAAUCCUGGAGACAGAUCAGUCGAAACUUGAUUUUGAGGCAAAGAAAUUACAGAGUUACGUAAAAGAUCAGUCCCUUCUGAUUUCAGAAAAAGGUGCCCUAGCUGACAAGAUCAGUCCAGGGGUGCUCAAGGCAAUGGUGACAUUGACAGACAAACCCAAAUGAUUUUGCCCAUCUAUUCCAAUAUGAAUGAGGAGGUGGGAAUUGAGCUCAACCAGGACCUUUGUUGCUGUGACUUGGGAUGGAUCACCGAUUCAGGUUCUCAUUCAAGUGUUGAAAACUGACCCAAGUACAUUCUUUUACACUUCUUACUGUAUUUGACAAAUCAUUUAGUUGUCCAUGCUGGGUAGCCUUGGAAUAGAUAAGAAUACCUCCAAGUCUUGAAUUUUACAUCCAGCUCUAUUUUUGGUACUCUACUAGCAUGUAAGAAUUUAGUCUAGCUGAUGGGAUUGUGGACUUCUCUGAUUGUCUUGUGAAUACAUUUGGAUUUUGUUUAAUUUUAAAUGCUUUUGAGAAGCUUGUUUAAGAAAAGAAAA
Molecule: messenger RNA, 1563 nt
Organism: Cucumis melo (muskmelon)
Lineage: Eukaryota; Viridiplantae; Streptophyta; Magnoliopsida; Cucurbitales; Cucurbitaceae
Exons: 4
Coding region: 692-1192 (166 amino acids)
Source: RefSeq, a predicted model, not a curated record